Messenger RNA from Rhipicephalus sanguineus (brown dog tick), 4307 nucleotides. RefSeq names its product probable G-protein coupled receptor CG31760. Gene Ontology annotation, biological process: G protein-coupled receptor signaling pathway. Gene Ontology annotation, molecular function: G protein-coupled receptor activity. Gene Ontology annotation, cellular component: membrane. The record is from RefSeq and is a predicted model, not a curated record. NCBI's taxonomy places the organism in Eukaryota, Metazoa, Arthropoda, Arachnida, Ixodida, Ixodidae. The transcript is spliced from 15 exons. The coding region runs from base 352 to 2649 and encodes 765 amino acids.
UCAGUGAAACUUCCGGCUCGCCGCGAAGUCCUCGACGUCGUCAGCGACGGACCGGCCACUGGUCUCGCGUCGGGCCACCGUGCGGGGCGCGCAGCAACUCAGCCGCGGCGUGACACCGGCGGCCUGCUCGACCGAGGACGUCACCAAGUGCGGCUGGGAGUGACUGACGGCUCCUCGAAAGCAACAACAUGCCGCCCAUGCCGUGUGCAACCCCGCCACGUCACGCAAGAAGCCGUCCUACGAGCUUCGCUGAAUACUGCAUCGACGAUCGCUGUGGGGCUCCCAAGCAGGUGCAGCAGCGCUGAGGCCGGCCUAGCAGUGAGGGCGGCGCCAUAGGCGCACAAUGCGCUGAUGUCGGGCCGCCGCCAGGCCCUGCUGUGCGUCGCCCUUCUCGGAUUCUGGGCCCUCGGUUCCGGCUGCCUACACUGCAAGCACCGUGCUCGCAUCCUUCGAUAUCAGCGCCAGCGACCAGCCGGGGACGAUGAGCGGCCGGCGGUGCGGGUGUCGCGGCAUGCCACCACCGCGUCGACACCGGAGGAGCGCCUGGAGAGCGUCGAAUCGGUGGUGUGCGACAGCACAUCGGGCUUCAGCCCCUUCCCAGCAGACUCAGCAGCCCCUACCGAGUCGUUCCACGUAGUGGAUGUCGAGCUGCCUGAAGCACACGCCGAGCUGCUGCGGCAAAAAGUGGACUUGGCCGCCCGCCUGCUCGUCCAAGUGGCAGAACACAACAGCGAACGUUUGCUGCUGUUGCUGCUGAACGAGACGCUGGCCUCGGACGAUCGGUUCUCGGCUUGCCGGGUUCUGCUGGCAGGUGCCAAUGGCACCGCGUCGCGUCCAUGGGUCACCUACCUGGCGUCGCUGAGCCGCGGGGAGGCCGGUCGGCUCGCGGAGCACCGCAACUUCCAGCUGCCCCCUCACGUGCCAUGGCUUCCAACCGAGGACGAGGACGAGCCGGCGGCAGCAGCAGCGGCGGGCCGACCGCGCGUCGACGCCGCCACUUACCGCGGCCGCUGGUCCAACACCUACUACUCGUGCCAGUUGCGCCGUUGGCUCGUAUCCUAUACUGUGCUGGUGUUCACUGGAAACGCGCCACCGCCGGCAUCCUCGUCCCCAUCGCCAUCAAGGAGGCCCGUGGCACUAUUGAGCGUGGACUUGGACACGAGCGGCAUGGACAUAGACCAGUGCGACAGCGGCGCUCCGGCGAUGGCGCCUCGCGAUGGAGAUCCAGCAGCAGCAGCAGCAGCAGUCGGUGCACUCCGCAUCACCGCCUUCCACGGCACACACCGCUGCCACAACCGAACCUCUCAGUGCCUGUUCGCACCAGGACACGGUUGGUCCCGGGGAUCCUAUGUGUGCCAGUGUCGCCGGGGUUUCUACGCGGCCACUGGGGACCCAUUUUUCAACGGAUCUCUCGUCGAAAGCGCCUGGAGGGAGAAAGUUCUUUUCGGAAGGCCCACGUACGACAUGCUCUACGUCUGCAAACCUUGUCGCCCUGGCUGCAACGAAUGCGUUGACGACUCACCUUGCUUGUCACAUUACAAUUGGGCUUUCAGGAUUUCGCUUUUGACCAUAUCUGUGAUUUGCAUCGUGCUGACGAUGGUACUGGCUGGCUACGUGUACCGCUACCGCAAGCUGAAGGUGAUCAAGGUGGCCAGCCCUGUCUUCCUCUGCAUCACUCUCAUUGGCUGCGCCAUUAUGUACUGCGAGAUGGCAGCUAUAUUUCCCGUGCUGGACGUCUACUGUUGUGUGGCUACCAAGUGGACUCGUCACAUGGGCUUCUGCAUCACCUAUAGCACGCUCCUGCUGAAGACCUGGAGGGUGUCACUGACGUACCGCGUCAAAUCAGCGCACAAGCUGAAGCUGACAGACAAGCAGCUGUUGCAGUGGCUGUUCCCAAUACUGCUGGAGAUGGCGAUCUACCUUGGGACUUGGACCAUUUCUUCUCCACCCGAUGGCAUCUAUCUUAAAGACUGGCAUGGGCUCAAGUUUAAGCAGUGCGAAUACAACUGGUGGGAUCACACCAUGGCCAUUGGGGAGUUCCUCUUCCUUUUGUGGGGCAUCAGGGUCUGCUACAACGUGCGCAACGCCGAGUCCUUUUUCAACGAGGCGAAGCACAUCAGCUGGGCAAUCUACAACAUUACCAUAGUCAACCUCAUCAUGAUGCUGAUUCACCUGGUGAUUCUGCCGAGCGCGAGCCCCGAUGUGAAGUACCUGUUCGGAUUUAUUCGAACGCAGCUGAGCACCACUGUUACUGUCAUCCUAAUCUUCGGACCAAAGUUCUAUCGUGUGAUCAAGGGACAAGGCGACAUGUGGGACAACAGGGCUCGUGCCAGGGGCGUCACCGCUUCUUUUUCGCUCAACGGGGUCGGGCUCAUGCACGAGGAGACUGUGGACCUCUAUCAAGAAAAUGAGGAGCUCAAGGAGGAGAUUCAAAAGCUGGCGGCCCAGAUCGAGUUUAUGAAGAUCGUUCACAUGGAGAUGAACAACCGCCAUCUGAAGCCCAAGCACGGGGGCUUCUUCAGCAGCAGCAGCCAGGGCAACUCCACCCAGAGUCCCGUGGUGAAGGCCAUGUGCAUCAAAUUCGACAACACCGACUCACCCGGCUCGCGCAUCUCGCCCGCCGCCGAGCUGGUCAGCGAACGAGUGUGAGCCGUCGACCUGUUCUUCCGCCGGACAUCUGAUAUUGUUUCAGUGCUGGUUGUGUUCUGUCUUGUCUACGGUGUGACUCUGUAGUGCUUAAUGCGACCACCCCACUUUAGCCGCCUGUGUUUUUUGAGUGUGCUCGGGGACGGUCGGCACUUUGAGCCAGUAACGUGGUUGACGCGUUCGCCAGGCUGGCUGAACGGGGAUGUCGUUGGCCGCCCGGGCUUUAGAAGCGAGUGCCUGGUGUCUUCGUUUUAGCGUGGUGUACAUCGUGCGAUGGGCACAGCGUGUUUAUCGUGCACUGCAAUCACGAACGUUUACCUGAAUCCACGACACGAUGCAGUUUUCCUCAGUAGUGCACCGUCGCGAGGGAAAGAAGAAAUAGAAGGCUUGCGCAGACAGAGUUAACUGCCCGUCCGAAGGCGGCGCUGUAGCCAGCGCCUUAAUCGCGUGCCAAAUCUACACGGCUCUGCACUUGAGUAAAGGCGAGUGGAUACGGCGCAGAGAAUAAAUAAGUUGUCAACUUGGAAACGAAGAUGCCAAACAGCGGUCAGCUUUGCAAUAGACUAUAUAUAAUAUAUAUGGCUCUUUGAUUUGCUUAAAUGCUCCGACGGUUGUUGCAACAUCGCUGUGCUCGGUUCAACGAAAUGCCCAGACAUCGCUGUUCUCAAAGAAACACGCACCUGUUUCAAAGCAAGUAGGGACACAAUGCCCCAUUUCGUUACAUCUUCUAAUGCAGCUUCGAGCGGUCGGUAGAAAGAACAUUUUGGCGGUUUCUAAAAUUGCGUUGACCAAUAAAUGGCUCGUAGUCGAUCGCCUCAUUUAAAUUCUUCCCUCGCGGAAGUGGUCGGUGUACAAGACGAACACUUGCUCUCGCAAGGCGUACGGGGUGCGCUGUAUUCUCAAGGUGCACUUGCAACAGGUGAAUAGAAAAGCAAGUACAGUGGCCACAAAGGGAUAAAAGAGCCCUCGAACCUGCUCGGGCCUAUGAGCAAGGUGUUUUGUGCGAUGACUUAAGGUCACCAAAUCAGGAUGUUUUGGAAGUUGGUGCAUGUACACUGACAAGGCGGCAACAUUGAAAAAUGAUGUGUUCGGUACCUUCACUUGCACUUGUUGUUUUAGGCGUGCCAGCUAGGAACACUUUAAGUACCCGCGCUGCUGAUCCUCUAAUGUCGAAAAUGGCAAACCCAUGUGGGGCAUUACUGCCUUCAAUAACCCUACGUAUUUUUGUACGCUUAGUGUAAACGGCCACAUAGCGCAGGUUUUAUGCAAAGUAAGAUCCCUCACAACACCAAUUCCUACCACCUCGCCAACGGUAGCUACAUAGAGUUCUACGACAGGCCGUUUGAUCGUUCUCGAGAGCGGCUUCGAAAUAGCAUAUCCGCGCCUGACGCGGACAAAGGAAAGCCGGGACUGUCUGGAGCACGCCGUAGAAGGGAAGAAAGAAAAAUUACUGUGUCGUAGAAAACAGUGCCGUCAAAAGAUCUAGUCUGAUAAUACCGCAAGAUGUGCAGUCAUAUUUUUCGUGUUGUGUGUCACGCAACGUACCUAUACAUCCACAAGCAUAAUCACAGGAUGUGAAUCUUAUUCCACAAUUCCACUGUGGAAUCUGCACCUGGAGUCUAGCUGUCUGGAAUGUUACUCACUCUCUGUGCCACUGUAUA